AGCUCCGCCGGAGCCAUGCGCCGGCCGCAGCGCCGCCUCGAGUCCAAGCAGUCCCGCGACAAGGAGGACGCCGAGAUCCGACUCCUCGAAGCCUGGAUCGACGCCGGCAAGCCCCUCCCGGGAACCAAGCCCCCUCCCCCCUCCAAGUCCUCCUCCGCCGCCGACGCACGGAAAAACGCACGAGCUGUGGUGGCGAAGGCGGCGGCCGGGGAGUACUCGCAGUAUGGCGCGUGCACGCGGUUCGACGAGUUGCCGCUGUCCAAGAAGACAAAGGAAGGCCUGCGGAAGGCGGGGUACAAGGUUAUGAGCGAGAUCCAGCGCGCCGCCAUCCCCCACGCGCUCUGCGGCCGCGAUGUCCUCGGCGCGGCCAAGACCGGGUCCGGCAAGACCCUCGCCUUCGUCAUUCCGCUUCUAGAGAAGCUGUAUAGGGUGAAAUGGACUAAGAUGGAUGGCGUCGGUUGCAUUAUUAUCACUCCCACUAAUGAUCUAGCUGGUCAAAUUUGGGAUGUGGUCAAUAGGCUGGGGACGCCCCUUGGCUUUAGUGGUGGUGCUAUUGUUAAGCGCAAUGGUAUUGAUGACGAAAAAGAAGCCAUAAACCGUUUGAACAUCAUAGUGUGCACUCCUGGGCGGUUAGUCCAGCACUUUGACGAGACUCCAAACUUCGAUUGCUCACAGCUCCAGAUUUUGGUGAUUGAUGAGGCGGAUCAUAUGCUUCACCGGGAUUUCCAAUCCCAAAUUGACAUCAUCAUUUCUCAGAUCCCGAAAGUACAAACUUUACUAUUUUCUGCUACACAGACAAAGUCAAUUAAGGACCUCGCAAGGGUUAACCUGAAGAAUCCUGAAUAUAUAAGUGUGCAUGAGCAGGCUAGCACAGCCACCCCAGAUUUCCUUGAGCAGUGUGCCAUGAUUGUGCCUCUUGAGCAGAAGCUGAAUAUGCUCUGGAGCUUCAUCAAAAGGCAUCUAAGGUCAAAAAUACUAGUCUUCUUAACAAGUGUUAAGCAGGUCAAAUUUGUUUAUGAAAUUUUUAAGAAACUUCGUCCUGGUAUUCCUUUAAAAUGUAUGCAUGGGCGGAUGAAAUAUGAAGUACAGCAGGCCAUAGUGGCAGAAUUCAAUGAGAGUACUUCAGUUCUGUUCUCAACUGAUAUAUCUGCUAGAGGAUUGGAUAUACGGGAUGUGGAUUGGGUGGUACAGGUUGAUUGUCCAGAAAACCUUGCAGUAUACAUCCACAGAGUUGGUCGCACAGCUCGUUACAAUAGGAAAGGAAAAUCUCUUAUAUUCUUGUGUCCUGAGGAAGAAAAAAUGCUGGAAAAGUUGAAGGCAGCCGAAAGCAAAAUACCUAUAAGUGUUAGAAAGCCAAAAGUGGAACAGCUGGAACAGAUAUCUAAGAAUAUAGCAGCAGUGCUGGUUAAAUUUCCCAAUCUGCAGCAACUGGGUAAAAGGGCUUUUGUUACCUAUCUCAAGUCAAUCCACGUCCAGAAAGACAAAGAGGUGUUCGAUCUGAACAGGUUCUCUGCAGAGAAUUUUGCUGCAUAUGCUUCUUCGCUUGGUCUUCCUGUUACCCCUAAAAUCCGCUUCGUAACCCACCAAAAGAAUGUGUCGAGGAAGGAUAUGGAUGAGAAUGAUGUGAAACAGAUGAAACAGAAAGCUAAAGUUAUCGAAAUAAAUCCACAGAAAAACCGUGACAUGCUUGCGGAUGAUGGACUUGAUGAUGAUGACAUCCUUUAUCCAAAGAAGGCUACAACAGAUCCAAAUAUGCUUCAGCUUGACGACAUCCUUUCUCCUAAAGCACCUGGCACCUAUACAAAUAUGGAACCAGGAAAAGUCGAAGAGUUGGCAGCUAGGCCCUUGAAGAAGAAGAAGUUGAAGAUAAACGUGCACAGGCCCGUGGGAACAAGGGUCAAGUACGACGAUGAGGGCAACGCGAUUGAUCCUCUUGCGUCUUUGGCGGAAGAAGUGGGCUCAGAAGACGUGAUUCACAAGGAUAAAAUUUCCCAGAGGUAUGCGGAGAUGCUGAAAGAAAUGCAGGAAGACGACAAGGAGGACAAGGCCCAGCAUAAGAAGACUUUGCACGAGAAGAAGUUGCAGAAGAAGAUGAAGCUGAAGCGCAAGAGACAGGAGGAAACAGAUGCGGUGUCCGAGGACAGCGGCUCAGAGUCGGAUGGAGGCCGGAACAUGCCCUACAAGGGUAAGAAGAAGUACUUGAACAAUAGUGACGAGGAUGAAGGCGGUGAUGAGGCCAAGGACCUUCUCGCUCAGCAGGAGGCACUGGCCCUGAAGCUUCUGGGGAAAAUGCACGACUAAAUUCUGGGAUGUGAUGGCGCUGGGUGUUUGUGCUGAGCCGCAUUGCACCCCAGGGUUCUAUUGGUGGUUGUAGGUUAGUGAGCUCUCCACAAUGGAGAGAUGAAAUUUUGAUGUGCUAGCUAAAUACCUGUGUGUUCCUACGGAUAAAGAAAAAAUUACAUUACAUAAUUUUAUACUAGUCAUGUUUAUUCCA
Messenger RNA from Lolium rigidum, 2494 nucleotides. Its product is annotated as DEAD-box ATP-dependent RNA helicase 32-like. The record is from RefSeq and is a predicted model, not a curated record. The transcript is spliced from 8 exons. Gene Ontology annotation, molecular function: nucleic acid binding; ATP binding; RNA helicase activity. The coding region runs from base 16 to 2301 and encodes 761 amino acids. Lineage: Eukaryota; Viridiplantae; Streptophyta; Magnoliopsida; Poales; Poaceae. Gene Ontology annotation, cellular component: nucleus. Gene Ontology annotation, biological process: rRNA processing.